This is a messenger RNA of Triticum dicoccoides, 1301 nucleotides long. Its product is annotated as serine carboxypeptidase-like. Gene Ontology annotation, biological process: proteolysis. Gene Ontology annotation, cellular component: vacuole. NCBI's taxonomy places the organism in Eukaryota, Viridiplantae, Streptophyta, Magnoliopsida, Poales, Poaceae. The coding region runs from base 28 to 1116 and encodes 362 amino acids. Gene Ontology annotation, molecular function: serine-type carboxypeptidase activity. The record is from RefSeq and is a predicted model, not a curated record. The transcript has 6 exons.
CACCGCACCGCACCACCACUGGUAGCCAUGGGACCCACAGGUCAGUCUCGCACCCUGUUGCUUCUGCUCCUCGCCGCCGCCGCCGCCGCCGCGCCAGAGCACGAAUCCUUGCUCCGCCUCCCCUCCUCGGCGCGCUCCCUCGCCCCGAAGACCCCCCGCUCCACCGGCGCCGAACUCAUCCGCGCCCUCAACCUCCACCCUCGCGACGCCUUCCCCCGCCGCCCCGACGGCGUCGGCAUCGGCGGCAGCGAUGCUCUCCCGGCCGGAACCCUCGUCGAGAGGCCGAUCCGCCUUGCGUCUCUGGUGGCCGGAGACGACGGCGGCGGCGGCACGUCGGUGAGCAACCUCGGGCACCACGCCGGGUACUACCGCCUCCCCACCACUCACGACGCCAGGCUCUUCUACUUCUUCUUCGAAUCCAGGCAGCACAAGAAGGAGGACCCCAUGGUGAUCUGGCUGGCGGGAGGGCCCGGCUGCAGCAGUACCUCUGGCACUGUAUCUUGCUUUGCUGCCUAUUUUGUUUGCAAUACAAUAUUCAGUUCCAUCAGGUUGAUAAUCGGGAACAAAAAUUAUUAUGACGUCAGGAAGCCAUGCGUGGGGAGCCUAUGCUAUGAUUUUUAUAACUUGGAGAAGUUUCUCAAUCUGAAAUCUGUCAGACAGAGCCUAGGCGUUGGAGACAUAGAGUUUGUUUCCUGCAGCCCGACCGUCUAUCAGGCUAUGCUCUUAGAUUGGAUGAGGAACCUUGAAGUUGGGAUCCCUGAACUCCUUGAGAACGAUAUCAAAGUGCUGAUUUAUGCUGGAGAGUAUGAUCUCAUAUGCAACUGGCUAGGAAACUCAAGAUGCGUAGACUCUAUGGAAUGGUCUGGAAAGAAAGCCUUCAUGUCCUCGGUGGAGAAACCCUUCACGGUUGAUGGAAAAGAAGCCGACAUUCUAAAAAGCCACGGCCCUUUGAGUUUUUUUGAAGGUCCACGAUUCUGGUCACAUGGUACCCAUGGAUCAACUGAAGGCCGCCUUGGAGAUGCUCAAGAGGUGGAUGUCAGGAAACCUUUCAGACGCCUCCUCGAGCUCUCAGAGGCUCGACUUCGCCAUAUAAUCCAUCCUUGCGCUGGCUACUAGUGUAAUGUAUCUGGUGUGCACGCACAUGCCUUGGGAUGAUCUUAGGUGAUGGGAAGCUCGUCGGCGACCGUGCAUACGCUAUUUCCCUUGUACGGUGCUCGAGGUUGAUGAGCGUGUAAUAAAAGGCUUUCAGAGGAUUGCUGGGGCAAUGCGAAUGCCGAAUGUAUCACGAAGAUUAUCGCCAA